UCCAGUCGCUCCGGAGACUCCAGGCUUAAGAUAAGUUUUGAUAGUCAGAUUGAGGAUCCUCUUCCUGCCCCGUGCGCGACCACACCAAGAAGCUCAGCAAAAGUCUCGACACGGCACGGAUAGCUUUCUCCCUUCUCUCUUACUUCCACUCUCAGACCUCUAUCAUCUCUCACACUCACUUGAUCGCAUUCAUCAAAACAAAUAUAUCUUGCUAUUCGCUUAGCAGGAUAUUCAUUCAGUCCUUGCACCUAUUUACUCACCUUGCGCCUCACCCUCUCUUCGACUUCACUGUCUAGGAGAUCGAUCGCACCUAGAGCUCGAGCCCUUUCUCCUCCUCGAGCUUACCACUUCAGCCGCAAACUCCACCACUACUCUCCCAUCAGACCUUGUUCUUCACAAACACCCAUCGUCAUGGGCCUUCCACAAGACUUUUCGGCGCCUGCGCCUUCACAGGAGACUGUCUCUCCCCAAUCCAAGCGCCGUCGGUUCGCACCACUCUCCCUUCCUCCCAUCAUUCCAGUCUCGGACAACUCGUCAAUUGAAGACCAUACCUUCGACUCUCCCUUGAUGUUCCAGCUAUGCGAACAAGCUCCUGACCGGGCCGAGAUCGAAGCUCAACUUCUCCAAGUCGGCAUGCGGGUGCGCAAAUCUGUCUCAGAAGGAUAUCAGACUCAACCGAAGAAAUUUACACCUCGUCCAUUCUUUGACAUUCAUCGACUUUCUCCUGCAACACAAGCGGCUCUGACGAACGGUAACCCUCAGUCUGCGAACGAGUUGUCUCCCUAUUCUGCCUCUGAGCUUCAGCCUAUGAGCACGGCCACCUUCUGCGGCGUCAGCUUGUCCUUCCUUUCUCAAUAUGAGGACCCAGCUGUCUCCCAACAACAGCUCUGGUCGUACUCGACCAGCCACAAGCGAGGCUAUGAGGUCGACUCCGAUAGCGACGAGAGCCAAGAUUGGCAACCUCAAACACCCAAUUUGAUUGCAGAAGCUGGAAUGAGCAUGCCGGUGGAUUUUCUGGCGAUUGAUAUGGAAACUAUGAGCGAUGUCAGCCCAAUGACGCAAAUUGGUGAUCGGAAUGGACAACUCAAUGGUCGACGGAUUGCCAUGCCCAGGUCUCGUAAUCGUCAAGUUCAACCCGUGGAAACACAAACGUCUUCUACCUCUGCAUUCAAUCCCUUCGCGGGAUUUGCUGCGCCACAACCCGAGCCCCAAUUCGGCGCUGGUUUCGGUCACAAGAGGAUGGUGAGCUGCGGAAUGGAAGCUAUGGAUUUUGGUGAUGCUCCGUUUUUGCAACGACGAGAGGAUGUCGAGAUGGAUUGCUCUUGAAACGGAAAAGUUUUCGGGUUUUUAUGAUUGUAUUGUAUUAUGCCUCGCAUUGCAUUAUGUUAUGAGCUUUUCCCAUUUAUUCGGAGCUGUUCAAAUCAAAACAGCAACCUGGGAAGGCUCGUGUGGAAUUUGACUGAAGGACGACGAGACAGGCGAGUCUGAGAGAAUCAGCUCAAUAGGUCUUGGGAUAUGGGUUUGUACAUCAUCGCAUUUUGCAUCAAAGGCAGUGGACUCUGUACACUGUGAGACAGAGGACUGAAGAGAGGCCUACAGUUAGGCCGCGGAGUCCCUUGAGACUCCAGGAGAUUGGGAUCAAUGCAGAGUCGGCGCACACUGCAACAUCAUGGAGUUUUGCAUGCUAUACUUAUGCAUCACGGCCGAUUCAUCAACAUGAGGUCGAAUUAGCUAGUUAAUGAAUUCAAAGAAGAAGCAAUAAAUUGGUAGUCCUCCUUGUUCA
Exophiala xenobiotica is the source of this 1783-nucleotide messenger RNA. RefSeq lists its product as uncharacterized. The transcript has a single exon. The coding region runs from base 412 to 1326 and encodes 304 amino acids. The record is from RefSeq and is a predicted model, not a curated record. Gene Ontology annotation, cellular component: nucleus; cytoplasm; nuclear pore. Lineage: Eukaryota; Fungi; Ascomycota; Eurotiomycetes; Chaetothyriales; Herpotrichiellaceae. Gene Ontology annotation, molecular function: ribonucleoside-diphosphate reductase inhibitor activity.